AUGGUUGGCACAGGGCAGAAGGAGCGGGGCAUGGCAAAUAGAAGUGUGGUGCUAUGGGCAGGAAGAAGCAUGUGGGCAAGGAUGCCAAUGGGGACGAGGCAAACAAGUCUGAUUAUCUCAAGUCAAAGCUGUGGUGUGUCUGUUUGCCUCUUUGCGGUUCAUGGCUGCACUGCCGGUGUUGAGUGCGAGCACAUGUGCAGGUGGUCCAGGUUCCUACUCAUGAACACCGGCAAGCUGGCACGGUGCAUUCACUGUGAACUGCCUCUUCACCCUGCUGCUCCUAGGCAAGCACUUCUGCACUUCACCAUCAUGCUCUUGUCCAACCCAUCCAAUAUGUGCCCCCCUCCUGCGGCACUGCUCGAGGCCAUCAAGCAGUGCAUCUUCAUCAUGUACUCUGUUAUCUAUGCCGCUGGCACCGUCAUCUUCACCGGCUUGUCAGAGCGUGGCGAGUGGGUGGACAUUGGGCUCUGCCUGCUCUUUGGCGGGUUCACGGUGCUCGCAACAAAGGGCAUGUCGGUGCUGCUUAUGAUGGAAUACAUAGAGAUAUUUGCAGAGUGGAUCACAUAUCCUAUUCUAGCGGUUCGCCCUCCCGCCCCUUGCGCAUUUUUCGCUGCAUCGUGCUGA
Heterobasidion irregulare TC 32-1 is the source of this 624-nucleotide messenger RNA. RefSeq lists its product as uncharacterized. The coding region runs from base 1 to 624 and encodes 207 amino acids. NCBI's taxonomy places the organism in Eukaryota, Fungi, Basidiomycota, Agaricomycetes, Russulales, Bondarzewiaceae. The transcript is spliced from 4 exons. The record is from RefSeq and is a predicted model, not a curated record.